AUGAUGGAACAGAUCAGCGCCAAUGUUCAGGACGAGGGGAUCAAGAACAACGAGGGAAGACCUAUCGCAGGUGGCCAACUCUUCCGGAAGUACCUUCUCAACCGCUGCCAAGAAGACCUCGAGCGUGGGUGGGUCGCGAAGGAGGCGACGGCAGUUGCAGCCGCCACAAAGGCACCUGAGGACCGGGCUGCUGAGGCGGCGGCUGAUACAAACCCCAACGCCGACGAGAGUGCCCUUUACUCUGAAGAGUACUACGCCGCGCAGAAGGCAAAGCGUCAGGGUCUUUGUCUCAUCAAGUUCAUCGGCGAGCUGUUCAAGCUGCAGAUGCUUACGGAGCGUAUCAUGCAUGAGUGUAUCAAGAAGUUGCUCGGCAACGUCGAGAACCCUGAAGAGAAGGAGAUUGAGAGCUUGCGCAUGCUCCUGACUAUUAUUGGCCAGUCGCUCGACACUCCCAAGGCGCGCGCCCACAUGGAUGUGUAUUUCUCCCGCAUGAAGGAGUGGUGCAAGAACCCCAACGUCAAGUUGCGUAUGCAAUUCAUGUUACAGGAUAUCAUUGAGCUGCGGGAACGCAAGUGGGUGCCACGCAAUGAGGUUGCUGCCCCGACGACGAUCGCUGCUAUUCACGAGCAGGCUGCCAAAGAGAAGGCUGCACAUGAGAAGGAAACCUACCGACGUACGCUCGGUAUGUCCCGAGGCGGUUACAGACGUAGAGGCGAACGCGGUGAUCACUCUCAGAUCGGUCCCAACGGCUGGGCGGUUGCCGGCGACUUCGCCGGCGACUUCGUGCCGCGAGCACCACCCAAGGCCUGCGACUUAUCGAACUUCGGCAAGUUACGAAAGGCUGCACCCAUGACAUUCGGACCAACGAGCGUCUUCGCGGGCAAGAAGGAGAACAAGAGCCGCGAAUCCACGAUGACUCGCGCUGGUUCACAGAACAUGUUCUCAAAGCUCAUGGAGAAUCCCGAACUCGCGACGGAGGCAGCGUCAUCCAAGUCGAGUCGACCACCAAGCCGCAAGCCCAGCGUCGACUUUGGUGCGGCUGGCGCACCCGAAGCGCCGCGGACGCUUCCAAAUUCGGACGAGACCAAGGCAGACUCUACGCCAACACCUUCAGAGGCUGGCGGGGAUCCACCGAGUGCACCGCCAAUGACCGAGGCAGAAGCCAAUGUAAUGAUCAAAGAAGACUCGAAGGAGUUCUUCAGUAUCCGAGACCUGAACGAAGCGGAGGUCUAUUUCACGAAGUUGCCUUCGGAACACAGGUUCCGAUUGGUAGACAAACUCGUCACGUCCGCUAUCGAGUCGAAGGAAGCCGACGCCCAACUCGUUGCCAGCUUGUUCAGCCGCGCGCUCUCGAGGAAUUCAUGCUCACCGCACUCGUUCGAGGAGGGAUUCAUGCCGACGGCGGAGAUUCUCGAUGAUAUUGCCAUCGACGCGCCGAAGGCCUUCGAUCUGAUGGCAAUUAUGAUGAAGGGCGCUGGUCUGGACAAGGACGAAGAGCGUCGCGCACGGCUUGCCAGCAGUUCGAUAGACAACGAUAAACUACUCGUGCUUCUUUCAUAG
Molecule: messenger RNA, 1560 nt
Organism: Postia placenta MAD-698-R-SB12
Lineage: Eukaryota; Fungi; Basidiomycota; Agaricomycetes; Polyporales; Adustoporiaceae
Exons: 4
Coding region: 1-1560 (519 amino acids)
Cellular component (GO): eukaryotic translation initiation factor 4F complex
Molecular function (GO): protein binding; translation initiation factor activity; mRNA binding
Source: RefSeq, a predicted model, not a curated record